AUCGUGACGUCCACACUUGCGUCUGUGAUAAUAUUUUUCCCAUAUAAGCGAGCUCAGUGAUCGAUGGAAAAUUAGUAGCCACUAAGUGUACGAGUCGCAUUGUCAAUUUUCAACAGAGUGCUGUGGAAAUCGGAACGAAAGUUGGCGAUCCGAGUCGAACGAUAGUAAAGUAUAUUUGCAGUAUAUUAGUCAAGUUGCGGAAACAUUCCAUUUCGUCUACUACCAAGUGAAUUAUAAAAACAUGUCGCACUACGUAAUUGAUCUUCGUUCGGAUACGGUAAGUCAGCCGACAGCGGAAAUGCGCCAAGCCAUGUUUGUGGCUGACGUGGGUGACGACGUUUAUGGAGAGGACCCGACCGUAAAUGCAUUGGAGCAGAAAACGGCUAAGUUGUUCGAAAAGGAGGCAGGUCUGUUCGUGCCCAGUGGCACCAUGGGCAAUUUACUGGCUUGUAUGGUGCACUGUCAUCAGCGUGGCUCGGAAGCAAUUGUGGGUGAUUUAUCUCAUGUCUUCCUCUAUGAACAAGGUAGCGCUGCUCACAUCGCUGGCAUACAAUUAGCCACAAUACCCAACAAAGCGGACGGCACAUUCUGCCUCGAAGCGAUGCGUCGCAAGGUGCGCUUGGAGGACGAUCACGAGCCAAUUACGUCGCUUGUAGUGGUGGAGAACACACACAACAUAUGUGGUGGCAAGGUGAUUCCGCUGGAGUGGCUCGAUAAACUGGCAGCGCUAGUUAAUGGCGAUAAACAGCUGCAACCCUACGGCAAGCGUAUAGCGUUGCACAUGGAUGGGGCGCGCGUCUUUAAUGCGGCCGCAGCGCUGCAGGUGCCUGUGGCGCGUAUUGCGCGCGAUUUCGAUUCGGUUAAUAUUUGUUUGAGCAAAGGGCUGUCGGCGCCGGUGGGCUCAGUGCUGGUGGGAUCGGAGGCUUUCAUUAGGCAGGCGCGCCGCCUACGCAAGGCGCUGGGAGGUGGCAUGCGUCAAGCAGGUAUUCUGGCGGCAGCCGGCAUUGUGGCCUUGGACACCAUUGUGCCGCGUUUGCAGGAGGAUCAUCAGAGGACUCUACGCAUAGCAGAAGCCAUUCACAAAGCCAAAAGUCCCAAUGUCACCGUCGAUUUGGCGACCGUACAAACGAACAUUUUACUGAUUCAUCUGCCGAAUGCGAAAUUCGGCGCCACGGCCUUCGCCGAGCGCUGCAGCAAAGUGACGCCCGAGGAGCUUGCCGCCGGCGUGCAUGCCGCACACAAGGAGCAGGGUAUUAAGCUGGAAGUGAGCUCACGCGAUUGGGAAUUCGCUCGAAUUGUGUUGUACCAUCAGAUCAGCGAUGCGGAUGUCGAUUUGGUAAUCAAGAAAUUCAAUUAUAUAAUACGAGAAGUAGACGCCCGAUUGGCAGCAUAACUGUCAUGUGACAUAAAGGUGAAAUAAAAAAUAUUUUAUUGGAUUUCUUCAAACGUCAUACGAUGCAUGUAUAUAACACAAGUUUCACGUUGGGUGGAUGAUAUUUAUAUUCACUUCACUAAACACACUAGACCACUUUAAAUCAAUCGUUUAUUUACCAAGAAAGUAGAAAUCUUU
Messenger RNA from Bactrocera dorsalis (oriental fruit fly), 1570 nucleotides. RefSeq lists its product as uncharacterized. Gene Ontology annotation, molecular function: L-allo-threonine aldolase activity. Gene Ontology annotation, cellular component: cytosol. Bases 242 to 1393 code for a protein of 383 amino acids. The record is from RefSeq and is a predicted model, not a curated record. NCBI's taxonomy places the organism in Eukaryota, Metazoa, Arthropoda, Insecta, Diptera, Tephritidae. The transcript has 6 exons. Gene Ontology annotation, biological process: L-threonine catabolic process; glycine biosynthetic process.